AUGAAUGAAAGAUUUGAGUAGAAUCUAUAAUACAUUCUUUCCACCUAAUCUUAAACUCUUAAUAAAAACUCACUUCUUAAAGGAUAAAUACAAUUAUUAAAAUUACAUAUUACACAAUAAAAAUUAAUCAAACAAUAAUUAGAAUAAUAAUUCAGAGAAAUUGAAAAAAAAUAAGUUAUGCAAAAUAUUAAAGAAGAAUAAUAAAAAUAAAUUGAAGAAAAAGAAAUAUAAUUGAUUAAAUAAAAAAAAGAACUUCAUCUUAGAUUAGAUGCAUGUGAAGAUUUAUAAUUUGAAAUCGAAUAAUAAUAUUAACAUCUUAAAAUACAAUAAGAAAAUUAAAAAAUCUUAGAUGAAUCUAUCAAAAGACUUAUGGAUUGUAUUUAAAAAUCUAAAAAAUCACCACUUAAAAAUUAAUAAUUUCAUAAUAGAGUAGCUACCUCACAUUCAUUCGAUGAUCGAAUAAAUCCUUUUGGAUUUAUGGGAAUGCUUAAGUCUAAAAAUAAUGUCGAUGAUUAUAUAUAAAAAGUAGAAAAAAUUAACACCUCUAGACUUUAUGAUCAUUGA
Messenger RNA from Paramecium sonneborni, 564 nucleotides. Lineage: Eukaryota; Ciliophora; Oligohymenophorea; Peniculida; Parameciidae. The record is from the annotation of a GenBank genome assembly.